CACAGAGCAGCUUCUUAGACGCAGACCAUGGCUGUCCUAUCCCUGGUGCUGCUGCUCGGCCUGCCCGUCUUUCUCCUGGGAGUCUUUAUCUGGGCUGUUUUAAAGCAUUUCCUCACAGCAGAAGUCCCUUCUACCAUGCCAUAUCCUGUCAAGUUACGAUUUCUGCAUUGUUUGAUCCUAUAUGUGAUCGCUUUGGGGAACACACUGGAGAAGCUAAGAAUUUGUUCCAUGCCUCGAUUUGUCCGCUUCCUACAAGACAGCAUGACCAUAAUAGAGAAGGACCCCAGAGUGGUGGUGACCAACCUGCGCUUUGGGACAAUCCCUGUGAGGCUGUUCCAGCCCAAGGCAGCAUCCAGCAGCCCUCGGAGAGGUGUCGUCUUCUACCACGGAGGAGGUGGAAUGUUUGGCAGCUUGGAUUCUUACCACAGCCUGUGCAAUCACCUGGCUCGGGAGACCGACUCUGUGGUCUUGUCUGUGGGGUACCGCAAGGCUCCUGACUACCAUUACCCUACCAUUUACCAGGACUGCUUAAAUGCCACCAUCCACUUCCUGAAGGACUCGAGAACCUAUGGAGUAGAACCCUCCCAAGUGAUAAUCUGUGGGGAGAGCAUGGGAGCAUCAACUGUGGCCAUGGUUACUCAGACCUUGGUGGGCAGAACCGAUCUUCCCCAGACUCGGGCUCAAAUUCUGAUUUAUCCAGCUGUUCAGUUAUUGAAUUUACAGUUACCAUCUUUUCGUCAAAAGAGAAAUGUUCCACUUCUCACCCAUGAGUUAUACAUGACAUUUUUGUGUGACUAUCUGUCCAUUGAUUACUCCUGGAAAAAUGCCAUUUGGAGUGGUGCUGGUAUACCCCCUGAGAACUGGAAGAAGUACAAGAAAUGGCUCAGCUCUGACAACAUCCCCAACAGGUUCAAAAACAAAGACCAAGAGCCUCAGUUUCCUGGGCCUUUUAAUGAGUCUGCUUAUCUGGAAACCAAAACUCGGUUUGAUGUAAGAAAUUCAUUGCUUAUGGCAGAUGAUGAGAUAAUCCGUCAGCUUCCUGAGACCUUCCUGGUGAGCUGUGAGCAUGACAUCCUCCGUGAUGAUGCUUUGCUUUACAAGAAGCGCUUGGAAGACCAGGGGGUGCCAGUGAACUGGUACCAUGUGGAAGAUGGCUUCCAUGGAUGUGUACCGUUAUUUGAUAAGAAGUUUUUCUCUUUCCCAUGCUCCCAGAAUAUUGUGAAUUCUGUGGUUAGUUACAUAAAUGGCAUAUGAAAGGCUGUGUGUGUUGUUCUGUGUAAGAGAACUGGCCUAAAAUAUAAAUGCCCUAGAUUUGACCCUCAGCACUACAGAAGAAUUAACUUUGGAAAUGAAAGUGCUACCUGAUAGGAACUGUGUAACCCUGAGUCAUGUGAAACAAAGAUGUCACAGUCCCAAGACAGGGCUUUUGCUGAUUUUUGUUUCUUUAUGGAAGAAGAUGCUGAAUCUAUCAUGGCAGGGCAUGAAGGAUCAUAAGGGCAUGAAGGAAGCGAACAACUGUCUAGCUACAUAUUCAAGGAAACCUAAACUCAGUACUAACAAUGUCCAGUCUUGUCCUAGAAACAUUGCUUUAGUUUGCAUUUCUCCAAUGACCAGUGAUGUUGAACAUGUUAACUGAUUUUUAAUUUGUUGCAAAAUAUCUAAAAGUUCGGUAUUCUGUGACUGUGUCCUUAUGAUACGUCUUUCUGGUUGUGUGAAGGAACCAUCACAAACUUUAAUCUAGAAUGAGAACAUCUGACUUCCUUUUGUGGAUGAGGACAUCUUUGACACCAUGAGCUCACUUUUCCUUCAUUUAAUUUGGUCAAGAGUUGCAGUGGAGGCUCCCUUGAUCUCCAGCAUAAACUGGAACUCUGUGCUAAUGCUAUAAUCCCACAAUCAUUAGUCAUUUCCUUAUGAAAUUCUUUGUUGUACUGAAAUGUAUUGUUUUCACUGAUAUUUCUUUAAAAAAGUAUUUGUAUUAGAAGGGAGGUAAACAGGUUGAGAAAAUUUUAAAGCAUUAUCAUUCAUCAUUCACUCUUUUACAAAAUGUUUUCAACUAUCACACAGAACUAUAUUUCUAACUCACACCAAAUCCUGUUGCUUUUCUGAUUAGAAACUUUGAACAGCUUCCCAUGCACUUCAUAUUAAACUUGCCUCCUGACUGUAGCCCUCAACUCCUGUAUGAGAUCCCAGACUGGCCUAACAUUCAUAUUUUUGUUUUAUUUGCAUUGAAUUUUUUGAGUACAUGUAUUUAUUAGUAUAUGUACCUAAUAUUUUAAGUUCGUUUUAGCAAGAAGCUACACGUUACUGAUGUAUAUUAUCUUUUCAUUUCUUCCCCACCACCUACCUCUAUCAGUCUCUAGAUCACCUUCCCACUUUCAAAUGAUCUAGCUGUUUCUAUUACCUAGCCUGUAUUUUUCUUUUUUACUUUUAUUUUUUUAUUUCUUAUUUUUAAAAACAAGAGGUAGAAAUGAUAUAGAUUUUUUUUUAAAAAGUAGGAAAUUAAGAUUUACCCGGGGAUCAAACUCACGACCUUACACUUGCCAAGCAGGCACUUAUGCCACUGAGCUAAAUUCCUGGUCCCUGCUUAUUGUUAUCUUAGAAGUAGUUGUUCAGGUUACAAGAUUUAGGCAGAAAAAAAUGAUCAAAGAAUCAAACAAUGAGAGCAGAAACUCUUUGGAUGAACUUACAGAGAUUACUAGUAUAGCUGUCUUGCACACACACACACACACACACACACACACACACACUACACACAUAUAACAUUUUCCCUUUUCUCUUUUCUCCUUUCUCCUGUCCCAGUUGUUGUUUCCUUUUGAGCACUUUCUUUCCCUUUCAUUUUCACAAUAUCUAUGGUCAUCAUUGUUUUCAAAUAUAUUGAAAGUUAUGCCAUGUUUAUGCUUGAAUGUUCAGUUUAUCUCACCGAACAUUGUGAUCUCAAAGUACACCUCAGGCUUCAUGCACUCUGUUUCCCAACCUGAGUGAAUCAUCUCAUCCUUGAAGCAGCCUUUUCCUCCAUGGUAAAGUAAUAGGAUUUGACCUGAGUAGUCUAGUCUAGCAGUCUGUCCUGCUUCCAUGAGAACCCCAGGAUCCUCCAUUUUUUGCUUAUGAAUCGUUCCAUUGUGAUAUCAGACUAUCUGAGUCAUUGACACAGUCCACAAUCUCUUAAGUGUUCUUGGAAUGCGAUUAAGCCAGGUCAGUGGAUGUUAAAAGGGCUCAGGAACACUGUUCUUCUAGCUGAGCACACUUUUUAGUUAAGGAUCUGUCCUGAUCCCUAACUGGCCCCAGGGCAGACAGCUGCUGUCUAAAAGAGAUGGAGAGGAAGAUUCAGAAGUCCCCUGGCAGAGCAGCAGGGAGUGACUUGGAGGAAAAACAGAAGUAGUGAGCCAGAAUUCCUUAGUUAAGUACAGACAUUGUGUUUAAUAAAACUUGCAGUUGUUUUGUUCUUUGCCACCGAAUGCAGCUAAAUCAUACCAUUUAUCAUCAAAUUGAAACUUCUGAGUGUGCUAAAAACAACUGGGUUACAUACAACUGUGCUUACCACAAGAUACUGACUGUACCAAGGCCCUCAGCGAAAGCUUAUCUCAUUCUGGUAACUUCUGUUUGCCACCAACCUCAUCUCGCCAUCCAACAGAGGGCAGCAUCUACCUUGAGUAGUCCUCUCUCAAUCAGAACCGCUGUGAUAAUUAAUUAUUCUCCUACGCAUUUGUGCUUCCAAAAAAUGUGGCUCAUCCUGUAUUGCCUAGAGGAUGCUUUAUAAAUCUGAUUAAAAGGAAUUCAAUUACCAUUUCUCUUGCUUAAUUGUG
Cavia porcellus (domestic guinea pig) is the source of this 3803-nucleotide messenger RNA. RefSeq names its product arylacetamide deacetylase-like 4. Gene Ontology annotation, molecular function: lipase activity; carboxylic ester hydrolase activity. Lineage: Eukaryota; Metazoa; Chordata; Mammalia; Rodentia; Caviidae. Gene Ontology annotation, cellular component: membrane. The transcript is spliced from 4 exons. The record is from RefSeq and is a predicted model, not a curated record. Bases 28 to 1254 code for a protein of 408 amino acids.